AUGGCACGCGGACUUCAGAAGAUUCAGUCGCAAAAGAGAAAUCAAGAAAGGCAGAAUGCUAAAAGGAAUCCAUCAGAUAACAAGAAAGCGGCCGAUGCCAAAUUGACCUUCUCAUGUUGUGUUUGUAAGACGCAGAUGCCGGAUCCGAAGACGUAUAAAAUGCACUUCGAAAGCAAACAUCCCAAAGCUGAACUUCCGGCAGAACUUCGCGAAAUCUAG
Messenger RNA from Hydatigera taeniaeformis, 219 nucleotides. The record is from the annotation of a GenBank genome assembly. Lineage: Eukaryota; Metazoa; Platyhelminthes; Cestoda; Cyclophyllidea; Taeniidae.